AUGAAACCAGAACCUCAAUCACCAGACCAGCAAACCAAAGCAUCUAAAUCCAGGUUUUCGAUAUCAGAAGACACUGCACUUAAAAUGCUUGUGUCUAAAUAUGGAACAGAUAAUUGGGAACUUAUUUCUCAAUGGAUCGGAACCAAAAAUGUCAGACAGUGCCAUGAUAGAUGGUUCUAUUAUCUAUCACCAGAAAUCAAUAAGAAUCCUUGGACAGAAGAAGAAGACCAACGUUUGAUUCAGCUGUCAAACCAGUAUGGAAGGAGGUGGGUUCAGAUUGCUAAGCAUUUCGAAGGAAGGACGGAUACACAAAUUAAAAACAGAAUGAAAGUCCUCCAACGUCGAAUUGUGAAUGAGCAAGUAAUAGAGACCCCAAAUCCAAUCCAGAAGCAAGACAUUCCUGCCGUGUUGUUUGCUAAUGAUCAUAUUAUUGAUGAUUUGUUUAAUGAAAUUAAUGAUCAAAUCAUUCUCUUUUAA
Trichomonas vaginalis G3 is the source of this 477-nucleotide messenger RNA. Its product is annotated as RNA polymerase II transcription regulator recruiting protein. Gene Ontology annotation, cellular component: nucleus. The transcript has a single exon. Bases 1 to 477 code for a protein of 158 amino acids. NCBI's taxonomy places the organism in Eukaryota, Parabasalia, Trichomonadida, Trichomonadidae. Gene Ontology annotation, molecular function: RNA polymerase II cis-regulatory region sequence-specific DNA binding; DNA-binding transcription factor activity, RNA polymerase II-specific. Gene Ontology annotation, biological process: regulation of DNA-templated transcription. The record is from RefSeq and is a predicted model, not a curated record.